Spirometra erinaceieuropaei is the source of this 6706-nucleotide messenger RNA. Lineage: Eukaryota; Metazoa; Platyhelminthes; Cestoda; Diphyllobothriidea; Diphyllobothriidae. The record is from the annotation of a GenBank genome assembly.
AUGGCCGCGCAUCUCAACACGUGGUUCUCUAGGAUUGGAAAGCUGGGCAUAAGUUUAGCUGCAGCUGGGAGCAUAUUACCGUUGGUGCUGUAUAACGGUAUCUUUAUUUUACUAUAAGUUAUGGUUUUAGUGGAUGGUGGCCAUCGUGCUGUUAUCUUCGAUCGCUUCAAAGGUGUUCGAGAAAGUGUUAUUGGCGAGGGCACUCAUUUCAUCAUACCAUGGGUGCAGAAGCCGAUUAUAUAUGACAUCCGAUCGAAGCCCCGUAACAUUCCAGUAAUGACAGGUUCAAAGGGUAUGUCAUGACCUGCGUGAACUUAUGUUUUAUCAUGCGGUUUCAGCACGAUAUUCCUGUCUGGAGUAGUUUUUCUACUCUCUCCUGUAUCUUUAGUUAUACCCAGCUGAUUGCUUAUUCAUAAACUGGUAAAACAGUAUAGGCGUUGCCCCCUUCCCCUCAUUUAAGUUCUGGGUGAAUAACGCUGCACCUAGCGGGUUUGUGUGUUGCGUUUGCGCGUUCAUUCGCCUCGUCGCUGCGCCGGGUGGCUCAUUUUGUAAUUACAUUGCAUGGGGUGAAUGAGUUGUCGAAACACGAGUUCGACCAUAGAUGAGGUGUAGGUGAAGGUGCUCGUGCCACUGACACCGUUGGGACUGCUGUUUCUAACAAGCUUACUACUUAGAAGUAACUGCAUGAAAUUCGUUGUUUGACACGUUAGCGUGUUCAUAUUCCCUUGAGGGCAUCCCGCCUUUCUAAGACUCAAUGCUUUGAUUGGCACUGAGUGUGCUUGUACGCGAGGAGCCAGAGGCCAAAAAUACAGUGGACGCGUUUCAGUGCAUUUUAUUCUCGAUGAUUGUCUUAGUACAAUUUUGCCUCUACCUUUGAACCGUAAAAUUUGCCUAAUUGUGCUGAUCUGUCGUCUAACUAGCUUCGAUUUUCCCGUUGGUUACUGCUGCAAGACAAUGGAGCGCCCCAGUGUACUUGUUAUCUUGACAAAUUCACCUUUGAAGCCUCAGCUUUACAACACAAGUUCAGCCAUCGGAACUGUCGUUUUUCAAACCUCGACUUCUCACCAUAUCAUGGGCCCAGGCGUCUGUAACCAGUCAUCCGUCAAUAAAGGCACCACGUAUAUCAUAACCCUUCCUGACAAACUGGUGCACUGUAGCAGGUCGUCUGACCUACCUUCCGCGCCCCUGGUGAAGAGCCUUGCGGUUUUAGUGCUAAUAGUCACCUUCCCAUAUAAGAACUCUACCAAUCCAAGUUUUCUCAUGUUUGAUAAGCGACUGGUAUGUUUUCGCGCUUUCGUACUCUGGUCGUUUUUUUCUCGUUGCCUUUGCCUUAUGGCCGUCAACAUACUUUACAUGUCGAGCCUGCAUUUCCUGAAUCGUGCCUCCACCCAUGGUGAUCAGCAGUAGCGGAUAUAGAGAGCCCGACUGCACUAACGACAAAUAAUGAAUAUCGGAGGCCUGUCAGCUACCUCAAUGUGCCGAUUGAAUGUGUCGGCUUUUGGCUGACCUCUUCGCUUCCUUAGGUUGAGCAACGGUAUCAGAUGAGGAGCAAAAUCCCCGAAUUCAUGGGACGAACGACUUAGAAGUUGCCCCGGUAGUAUCGGUCGUCAUUCUGAGAUUGCCUGAGGUGUCCGUGCAAUUAUUGCGGCAAGUGCGGACCGUCUCAUUCGAGAUAAAACUGGUGCAUCUCACUCGUUUCGGCACUCAUAGCCUCUCAUUUACAAGACCACAGGGCUAUCUGGGCAGAUGCUGGGCGUACGCUGAUUUUUUGCCGUGUGCAAAUUAAGCCACCAAGACGGCGUUGAGCCAUUCAAAAAAUUCAUUGGACGGCGUAGUCGGGGAGGAUGGCGAUAGAAUGCAACCUACUUACUUGUACUUGAUACGGCUGCGAUCAUGCCUGAUCUAGCCGGCCUCGAUGAUGUCCCGAACUGUACCUCCACGCGUGACGAUCCGCGGCAGCAGAUCUGGACAGCUCAAUCCAUUCCCUUCGCCAACGGCGGAGACCGAAUACCGAAGGUCCAAGAGCCACCUCCAUGUCUUGACGAACUGUGUCGAGCCAGGUUUUGAACUGACCCCCUCAUCGACGCCUCCAUUGGGGCAACGGUGCCGGAUCGAGGGCAGUAACACUGAGCUCCUGAGGUGGUCGACGAAGAACAUGCCCGAACCACCUCAGUCGUCUUUCUUGGAUGGCCUGAGUUAUCCUUGAGAUGUUGUCGCAGCGAGCGCGGACUGUCUCAUUUGAGACGAAGUCGGUGAACUUCACUCGAAGGAUGGUCCUCAAGCAGUGGUGGUCAAAUACCUCUUGUUUUCACUCGUCCUCCACACGCAAAGCCCAGCAUUCACAACCGUAGAGAAGGACAGACCGGACAAAUGUACGGUACACGCGAAUCUUUGUGGCGAUGGAGAGGUCACGUUGGUUCCACAGGCAUUUCCGAAGGCUUUAAAAAACCCAGCGGGCAGCAUCGAUUCGGGAGACAAUUUCAUCCUUACUCUGCCCAUUAGGCAGCAGCCUCGCCCCAAGGCAUUUAAAACUGUCUACUUCUUCAAGUUGACAGCCAUAAAUCCCGAGGGGUGCCUUCUCCUGGUCAGGGAUGCAGCUUGCGAACACUUUGGUCUUCCCAGCGUUUAUGGAUAAACCGACCGAUUUAGCGACCUCGUUCACCCGUGACACCAUAGAGUGCAGAUCACCAAAACUUGAAGCAAGUAAGGCGAUAUCAUCGGCAUAGUCGAGAUCAGUCAGUCGAUGUCCGGGUGCAAAUUCAACACCGUCACUCUCACGUAGGGCACUCCCGAGGAUCCAGUCAAUAGCGUAGUUGAACAGUAUUGGUGGCAGGAUACAACCCUGUCGGACGCCAGACCGAAUACCGAACGGUUGGGAAAGAUUGUUGCGGACCAGGACUCUGGCAGUAGUGGAGCGAUAGUUGGCCUUGAUCAUGGCGAUGAUUUUUGCCGGUACACCAUCUAGCGCCAUUAUCCGCCACAGGGACUCACGGUGAACGAAAUCGAACGCGGCGGCAAAGUCAAUGAAGCAGACGGCCGUCGGUUGUUGGUAGCUAUGGCGAAAUUCGAGAAUGCGCCUCAGUGUGAAUAUCUGGUCUGCGCAUCCGCGUCCAACACGAAAUCCGGCUUGGUUGGGCCUCGUACUUGAGUCACGCACAGCCUGGAAUCGCCUGAGUAGGACAAUAGCAAAGAUCUUCGCAGCAACGUCGAUGAGACUUAUGCCGCGGUAGUUCUCGCAUCACGUCUUAUCUCCCUUCUUGAGGAUAGGUACAAGGAUGCCUAAGCCCCAGUCAUCAGGAACAACCUCGUCGUCCACGCUCGUUCAAUCACCUCAUGGAGCCAGGGCGCCGUAGUGUCGACACAAGACUUGAAGACUUCAGCGGGUAUACCGUCCUCUUGGGGUGCCUUGUUGUUGCGCAACUUUUGUAUGGCAUCGGCGACUUCUCCCUCGGAGGGGGGAUCGUAUGGCACUGCAUAGGUAGGAGAGGGAAGAAACUCCGCUGAGGAGGAGAGCAAUGGCGAGGUAGGUUGGGCAUCGAAGUUCAGAUGGUGCUCAAUGUGCUCACGCCAGCGCUCGACUUUGGCCGAGUUGUCAGCAAUAAAGCCGCCGUUCACAUCGCGAACAGAGUCACUCAGUGUAGAGGGCUUACCGAUAACUUGGCGGAUCAGACGGUAGAGCUUUCGAAUGUCACCAACGCUCGAGGCCUGUUCCAUGGAGGUCGCUAUUUCAGCCCAAUAUUGCUUCCGGUCAUCCCUGGCCGAUUUUGCCGUCAUCUUCCGAAGUUGGCGGAAGUAGUCAUCGUUGCGGGACCUAGCUCUAGCCGUCUGAGCAGACAACUGCAGGGUUCUUCCGCUGCGACGAUGAAGAUGUUCGUGAGGUGACCCUUCAGUCGCAACGUAGUCAAAAACAAAACCUAAUAUUGGACAGCUGAGAGGGGAUUGCUGUGAAUCUAGGUCCACGCAAUGAAGUGGUGGUAGGCCUUGCACAUAGCCAUAUUUGCCGGCACAGCGUCCGACUACAUCACCUGUGACGGGAGCGCGCGAUGAAUUUGAAAAAAACUGCAGCUAAUUGGGUAAAGUAUGCGGUUGACAACUGCCGGUAGCGAUUAAUGCUCCGCAUUAUUCGAUCGAUACGUUCAAGAACCAGGCGCUCUGCCCACACGGCAUAAACCUUAACAACGCCGCCCCCUGGACGUCAUGUUGCAUAGACUCGGUACUACAGUGAUAAUUUUCCUAAGCGGAGGUCACGGGACAGUGCGUGGGCUGAAGGAUGAAAAAUUUCCUCUGGGAGAAGUUGGUUGUCAAAACUGAGAAGGCAUACGAGGUGCUCACGCACGCCCCACCAUGACCCAUUAAUCGAACAUAGGUUUUCUGUUUGCAUCACCAACAGAAACUCAGCGCAGGAAGACCUACAACCAGCUUAUCGAAUAAGUUGCUGGCCUGAUUACCGCCGACUUUUGUGGUCGGGUUCGUGAAAGUCGCCAAUUCGGUCCAGUAGUUUUGCGCUCACCUCUGCCGUCAUUUUCUGGCUGGUAGAAGGAAUCCUUGCGGGACCUGGCUUUGGCUGUCUGGGCAGACUAUGAAUUCUUCGAACUAUUCCAGUCAAUCCGAGACUCCCCUUAACUGCCGUGCGGACUAAGGACUUCGAUAAUGACUAUUUGCUGCUACCUUCUCAUUCGACUCGGGCUCCACGACAAGACCAAACUUGUGUCCAGAGCCUCGACUGUGUUGGACUGUUGUGAUUUGACGUCACCAAAGCGCAUUGCAAGAGACACUGUGGGAAGAUGAGGAGAAAACUUGCCUGUGUGUAUGAACGAUGUAGAUGUUACUGAAUUUGACAUCACGCCUCGAUCCCCUAUCAUGCACCCAAUUACGAAGUCUCAAACUAGCUAAAGUGCAGUCUGGCGAGCGGCGCGACUGUCGCUUGGAUACCAGUUAGCGGGUGUUUGCUGUAAUAUCAGAAACGUGUUUUGGCGACAACCAACUGAUUCUGGUCAACAAAACCCGACACUCCUUCAAUACUUGAGCGUCAAGUACCUCGCCCAAAGCUACCAAUAAUGUGGUCUUCUAGGAGUUGCCUGUGCAUCCUCCACCGUCCUAAUCACCAACAACAAUCCGCAUCUCGUGGCGGGGUUCUUCUAACUCGUUAUCGCAGCUGCAUCAGUAUGUUUCAGUAUGUUCAGAAGUUGAUGCUGGCGCGUAGACAGAAACAGCAGAGAUGUUAUUAAAGUGCCAUUCUGGCUAUACGUGUACUUUUUGGUUAUUUCUCAGUCCCUACUAGGAACGCAUGGUUCGACUAUUCCAAGGUGGUCGUCACGUCUUGUCGCAUGGACUGCUAUGGUAUGUCCGGGAUCGUGACUUUCCAAAGGCCCGAGUUCUCGAUUCGAACAAGCAGUAAACACCCACCUCGUGUUGAUAUUGACUGGACGUUUUCGGACCUUUGGGUACUGUCGCCAGACUUUCGCGCAUUCCAUCGUCUAGCGUCAAAGAUCCACUCCCGAUUUAGUAGUAAAGUUUGCGUACUGUCCGUUGUCUUGAUUGAAUCCGUAUGUUGAACGUCGUAUCAUAAAUUGUAUUCAUAUAAAUAUUCAUAUCCAUAUUCAUAUUGGCCCAAAUGUGAUUAAACUCGCGUCGUCCGGCAGGGCGUCGUAGCUCAAGCAGUUAGAGCGUUGACCUUCCUCUUACUGCGUGGGUUCGAAUCCCACCGAGGCGCCGAGCUUUUCACAGUUGGGCCAAUAUGAAUAAACCAUAUUGGGAUUCGGACUGACUAUACGAGACUCUUGUAAUUUAUGAAUACAGGUGAGUCCCCAACGACUGCCAGAAUUGUCCGAGGUUGGUCUCUAGCGCUUUGGCACAAGAACGUAGCUUAAGGGCGUCAGCGAAAGGCAGGCGUAUUUUGGCAGUUCGCGGUCGCGUCAUCGUGCUUUGCGGUAUUUUAUAGGAUGGCCGGUGUGUCAGAUCAAAAUUCUCAGCGCUCUGGUGGCCCCGUCACUGCCAGUCUGCAAAUGCCUAUUUGGCAGGUUCAAGAGCCUACUCUCCCAACUAACCUCUAACUAACUAUCGUUCCGCUACCCGCGGAUGCGCCAGGUAACCAUCAAAUAGCAGAGGUUUCACGGUCUACAUUUUUAAGACGCCCAUCCCGGCUUACCAUUGACAACUCAGAAAUUUGGAUGACCUCUGGGGGCGCAUAACAUGAUUCAGUAAAGUCCUUUCCAAGCUCAUUUUCCCCCUCCGGACUUUUUAAAUUGUUGUUUUUACGAAUAACUGGAUCUCCUUUAAAUCUCCGAGUUCAGAAUUCUGGCCCGAUCGGUGUCAUCAUAAUGUUCUCCCUUAGUGACAAGACUGUUGUUUUACUUUAGAUCUUCAAAAUGUCAACAUUACUCUGCGCAUCCUGUACCGGCCAAAAGCCGAACUCCUUCCAAAGAUUUACUCGAACCUCGGCUUCGAUUACGAGGAACGUGUCCUGCCCUCUAUCACAACUGAAGUUCUAAAGGCUGUCGUUGCCCAGUUUGAUGCUAGUGAACUUAUAACUCAGCGUGAGGUUGUCAGUCAGCGAGUCAGCGACUCCCUCACAGAGCGUGCGUCGUCCUUCGGCAUCCUGCUCGACGACAUUGCAUUGGUAACGUCGCAGUUACAGCGUUUAUAUUUUUACCGAUUUACUUCCUUAGUUGUAGGGACCCUUGUAUCUUUAUCCACCAUAGUUUAG